AUGAAUCCAUCAACUUCUGAAAAGUCAUCACCAACUGAAGAUACAGAGCAGGAUUUAGAAAUCCAGAUGGAAAGCUCAUCAUCAGAGUCGGACUGGGGAGAUGCUUCAAGCAAUGAUGAAGAGGAUGAGGACCAAGAACUUCUUAAGUGCCUUGAAGUCAUGUUACAUAACAGUAAUGAAAACACUGGAGGAGAUAUUGUCACUAAAGCAGAGAARCUUAAAGAAAGUCUUCAUCAAAGUGUACAUGCUUCUCCAGCUGUUCAUAUAGCACCAUUGUCAACUCCUGGUGGAAGUAAUAAUUUUGAAAUUAUUCAAGCUCUAGAGAGCAUAAACAAACGGCUAGAGGCAUUCCAGUCGCAACCAACUGGCCUCCCACAAAACAGUGUUGGGUCAGCAUUAAAUGCUGCAAGACAACCCAUCACUUCCACAAGCCAUCCCACUUCAAGAACCAGUCUCCCACAGCCCAUCACUUCCACAAGCCAUCCCACUUCAAGAACCAGUCUCCCACAGCCCAUCACUUCCACAAGCCAUCCCACUUCAAGAACCAGUCUCCCACAGCCCAUCACUUGCACAAGCCAUCCCACCUCAACAACCAGUCUCCCAUAGAUCAUCACUUCCACAAGCCAUCCCACUUCAAGAACCAGUCUCCCACAGCCCAUCACUUCCACAAGCCAUCCCACUUCAAGAACCAGUCUCCCACAGCCCAUCACUUCCACAAGCCAUCCCACUUCAAGAACCAGUCUCCCACAGCCCAUCACUUCCACAAGCCAUCCCACUUCAAGAACCAGUCUCCCACAGCCCAUCACUUCCACAAGCCAUCCCACUUCAAGAACCAGUCUCCCACAGCCCAUCACUUCCACAAGCCAUCCCACUUCAAGAACCAGUCUCCCACAGCCCAUCACUUCCACAAGCCAUCCCACUUCAAGAACCAGUCUCCCACAGCCCAUCACUUGCACAAGCCAUCCCACUUCAACAACCAGUCUCCCAUAGAUCAUCACUUCCACAAGCCAUCCCACUUCAAGAACCAGUCUUCCACAGCCCAUCACUUCCACAAACCAUCCCACUUCAAGAACCAGUCUCCCACAGCUCGUCACUUCCACAAGCCAUCCCACUUCAACAACCAGUCUCCCACAGCGCAUCACUUCCACAAGCCAUCCCACUUCAACAACCAUCAUCCUCCAUGCCUCUUAA
Molecule: messenger RNA, 1191 nt
Organism: Exaiptasia diaphana
Lineage: Eukaryota; Metazoa; Cnidaria; Anthozoa; Actiniaria; Aiptasiidae
Product: mucin-2-like
Exons: 5
Source: RefSeq, a predicted model, not a curated record